This is a messenger RNA of Loa loa (African eye worm), 348 nucleotides long. RefSeq lists its product as hypothetical. The coding region runs from base 1 to 348 and encodes 115 amino acids. The transcript has 3 exons. The record is from RefSeq and is a predicted model, not a curated record. Lineage: Eukaryota; Metazoa; Nematoda; Chromadorea; Rhabditida; Onchocercidae.
AUGCGAGAACCACGCACAACCCCAAAACAGAAAAACCCACACUCCCACAAUCAUUUCUUCGAUAGGUCACAGGGAUCCAUCAGACCGCUCUUUAGGCUUUUGCACAACGUGGGCGGUAUGAAAAUAUUACGGAUCACGACUAAAUUCAUCUCCAGCGUGGUCCGGCGUAUUACCGUUCCACGCAACCCUAAUUCAGGAUAUGAUGCGAGAGAAGGAACUUCAGAAGGGAAUGCAAAAGCAGAGAGACAAGAGCAAGAGACGGGAAAAGGUCGAGGAUUCAAGAACAUCCGCGUAGAUGAGAAAGAAGAGUAUCCAUCAUGUCAACAACAUCCGUGUAUGUCACGAUGA